Messenger RNA from Hemibagrus wyckioides, 4375 nucleotides. RefSeq names its product tight junction associated protein 1 (peripheral) (gene tjap1). Gene Ontology annotation, biological process: Golgi organization. Gene Ontology annotation, cellular component: trans-Golgi network. NCBI's taxonomy places the organism in Eukaryota, Metazoa, Chordata, Actinopteri, Siluriformes, Bagridae. The transcript is spliced from 12 exons. The record is from RefSeq and is a predicted model, not a curated record. The coding region runs from base 709 to 2784 and encodes 691 amino acids.
CCUUAGGAUUACCCGGCGUGCCCCGCGGGAAAGAUGGCGCUGGGAGAGAGGCGAAGAGGAUAACUUUCGUUCGGAUCCUAAACAGCGUACUCUCAGUGAGAGCUGGAUAUAAGCGCUUGGGUUGUUUCGCUGGAGGCAAGUGGAGCAUGAACAGCGGACUCGGCGUCUUUAGUGUUGCAGUCGGACGCUUGUAGAGAAGCGAGCUAACGUUACAUGACGGACUGCGACUCCUGACGAUAGCAAGUAUUAGCAAGCAGGCGAACUGGUGCUGAGGGAAAUAGUGCACAAACUUUAUUACCGUGCCUCGGAGUAAGCGCUUGUUGAUUUAAUCGGACGAUCUGAGACGCCUGGUUCUCCACAACGGUCCUGGGGAAAAAAUAGGAGAGGGAAAUGAAGAUAAAGGGAAUGAAUUGAGGACAUCGUUGGACUGAAGACACUUGUCUGUGUGCAUCUCCGUCUCCGUCAACAAGCUCAUUCACUGGUCAUCAAUAGCCUGGGAGUUCACAUGCCAGGAGGAGAAGGGCAAGUUAGAGGAAGAGGAGAGCGAGAGGGAUUGAGUUUCCCUGGUUACCAGAGGGACACGUUCACUGCGAUGACUGGAGCUUGAGAAUGGCCUGGGCCUGACUACAAGUGAAUGAGGACAUCUCAGAAACACCACCUCACUUUUUGGGAUUAACCGUCAGUGUGUUGGACAGAAACUGAGCUUCUAUGAUGACGAGUGCAGCCCCAGCCCGUAAGCCGUACCGCAAGGCACCUCCGCAGCACCGUGAAACCCGGCAGAACCAGACCAUUUUCCGUGACGAGCUUAGUGGGAGCCCCACAGCAACCUGUGAGACUCCGGCUCCAGCCCAGCAUGCCCCCAGCAAGGAGUCAGUAUCAGAUGCAGACAAAAUCAAGAUCUUACAACAGCAGAAUGAAGACCUGCGCCGCCAUCUCACGCAUACCACUCACAAGAUGGAGGCAAUGGAGGAGGAGUUUGAGAGCCGGCGACACUACAUGCAGACAGAGAUGGGUCGAACACGAGACGAUCUGGAGAAGAUGAAAGACAAGUUUCGAAGACUGCAGAACAGCUACACAGCCUCACAGAGAGCCAACCAGGAUUUGGAAGAGAAGCUUCAUGCAUUGGCUGCCAUCAGUCAAACCUGGGUUCAUGCACUCCGGAAAGUGGAAAGGGACAAGAAGACCAUGGAUCAAGAGAUAGUGGAGCUCACCAACAAGCUUGUGGAUGCUAAGAACACUAUUGACAAGCUGGAAGAACUGAAUGAACGCUAUCGACAGGACUGCAAUUUGGCUGUGCAGUUGUUAAAGUGCAACAAGUCCCAUUUCAGGAACCACAAGUUUGCAGAUUUGCCAUAUGAACUGCAGGAGAUGGUGAAUAAGCACAUGAAGAGCAGUCUGCCUGACAAGACUCAGAGCCCUCAAGGAGCCCAUGGCCAGGACCCAGACACAUUGAGUCUGACACCAGCUGAUGUGGUGCCCACCUCUGUUAUUGCCCGGGUACUUGAGAAACCUGAACCCCUUGUUCUCAACUCUGCUCAGUCCAGCAGCAGUGGCCGGCCAGUGGCUGAGGAUGUGUUUGUCCAUGUGGAUAUGACUGGAUCUCAGAAUGAGAGUGCUGGUCGAGAGAAUGGUGGUCCUGGUCAGACUAGGCUUAGUACAUGUACUGGAUCUGAGCAGUCGCAUGUUAAUGGUAUGUUCCGAAGUCCAGAUGGACAGUCAGCUGACAGUGGGGCAGCACCAUCCUUUGAGAAACUAAACCCCUACCCUACACCCCCUCCCCCACAUCCGCUCUAUCCUGGCCGCAAAGUGAUUGAGUUCUCCUCUGAUGAUAAGGUAAAGAUCCCUAAGAACAGCCCACUGCCUAACUGCACUUAUGCCACACGCCAGGCCAUAUCUCUUAGCCUGGUACAAAAUGAAGAGGAGGCUGGAGAACGACAGCGUACUGUCCCCAACAGCCCUGCAGUGUCUGACGGAGGUUGGCGUUCUGGAACCUCCUCAUCUUCAGGUGGAGGGCAUGUGUCGCACCCUAGAACACCUCAGCAGAGUGAUUUCACUGACCCUUUGUCUAGCCAGUCAAGUCCCUUCAGCAGCCCACCACAGCCACCGAGUGCCUUUGCCAGCUCAGGUAGCUCUGAGGAGGACUUGCUCACCAACUGGCAGCGAAUGUUUGUAGAGAAGAUUGCACCAUCCUCAGAAGGGACUCUGGUUAACCGCACCUCUUUCAGCAGUGAGACAGUAAAGGAACUGCAGAGGAGCAAGUCAGGUAGAGGGGCUUCAGACCGAGGUAUCCUGCGUGGAGCCUACUCUGAUGGAGAAGAGGGCUCCUCUACACAAAGUUGGACUGCCAGCAGAGAGUCCAGCCUGGAUACUGAUACAAGCAGCAUUGCAGACCUGCGCACAAAAAGGGGUGAGUAUGGUGCUACCUUUUCGCAAGAGGAAAGUGAGCAAUUGCUGAUGGCUCUUGACAAUGAUGAUGGUGCUAGUGGUGACACAAUGGUCAUGGCGGAGUCCAGCCCAGUCUCUGCCAAGCAGCAGGAGUUUGCUGAAGAUGGUGGGUCUGUAGGCAGCCCAGCCGAAGAGCGAGACAUCCUUCCACAGGACUUUCCCAUCAUCAGCCCCAGGGUCCUCGCCGGCUUGGAGGAUUACACAGAAAAGCCUCCCACUCACCGCCACCAUAGUGGCUCCACCCGACCUCAGAAGAGCCCCAAAAGGAUGGGGGUCCAUCACCUGCACAGGAAGGACAGUCUUACCAGGGCUCAAGAGCACGGAAACCUGCUGGACUGAGAAAGUGGCUAUCCCCAUGCUCCUUAUUUCACCUACAGUGCUCUUCUGCUUGUUAGCUCACAAGUCUUACCAGGCCACAAAGGGAAGCAGGAAUCACUUGGCAAUUGAUCAGCUAAUACCCAGGCUGCUUUCCUUUUAUGGGUUAUUACUGUAACACUUGAGCCACUUCUCAGAAGCAGGAAGUUCACUUAGUUAUGGUAUUUAUAGUACAGAUUAAGGUGGUCAUCAUACCUUUAAAGACGUCUAUACUUUAAUCAUCCUUUAAGAAUGUGAGAGUAUGUAAGAAGUUCAUUUUUCCAUGCUCCAACAUCUUCAGGACAUCGUCAAGCUGUGGUGUAAUUAUGAGAAGAAAUCAGGAUAUAGCCAUAAAAAGACAUCUGUGUAUUUGGCCAUUGUAAUGUAAUGGGGGACAUCCAGAUAAAAUAGCACUGUAAGGUACUGGAAUACCACAGAAACUGGAAGAAAGACCCCCUUUUUUGUUGAAGGGUUUCAGAGUGAGAGCCGUCUAUCUCUAAUGAUUAAAGAAUGAGUUGGUGCUCUAGACUGAGAUCCAGAUUCUGUUGUAUGGUUUGGAUUAUGCAGGUUUCAUGAGAUCCAGUGGAUUUUAAUCUUUCAGUGCCUAACCCUUUUUAAUGACUAAAGUUUUCCCAUCACCCUUUAAAAAAAGUAUUGCUCCUUAUGUCUACUUUCAGUUCAUGUCAGAAUUCCAUUUCACUGCACAUCUAUGACAAACACCUCUUUUCAUGGAGCUGCCACAGUCAGUUUGGAUCCAAAAUUAGAUUUUUUUUUUUUUACUAUGGCAAAAUGGAUUUCAACAAAUAUCCUGAUUUAAUAUUAAUUUUAUCUGUUAGUUUAUCCUGGUAUGCAGCUAGGGUCCAUCCCUUAAUAACCCCCACUUAACAAAGAGAAUCUGUGGAAUUGGAUGUCUUGUAGAAUUAGUUCAUCUAUAUUUCAGAUACCAUGGAAAUGAAUGCCGUUAUAAUUAUUUGGGUGUUUUUGAAAUAUAUUUAGACAGAAAAUUUACACCUAAAUAUGAGCUUUUGUUAUCUAACUUUCUCCUUUAAAGAAUAUGUGGUUUUGUUCAGCAUUUAUCUUAUUUUGUUUGUUUCUUCAGGAUUUGGUAUGAGCAAGAACAUCAUCACACACUAGCAUUCAGUCCAGUAAAAAUAAAACAAGAUUGUUAUUUAUUGGUGUCCAGUCACAUAGGUAGUCAUCCGUUUUCAUAGCAAUACAAUAGCAGUCAGAAUAUUAUAAACUUCCUCAAUGCCAUUUUCACAAUAUUUUCAUCAAAUAUAGGCCAAAAAAAUCUACAUUUGAAGGUCAAAGAAGCCCAGUUUUCAUUUUUACACCAGCUGGUAAAAUGACACCAUGUCAGUUGAUGUGUGAUAAGGGCUCUGGAUAGAGGCAUGUAAUUCGUGCUAUAUCUUUUUUUUCUGCCCAUGUUAAAGAUAUUAUUAACUAAACGCUAAAUCAAUAUUAAACUUUAACAACUUGCGUGUUCUAAAAUAAUAUUAGAAUCUUGUUAUUAACUGAAUAUAAGUAGUUCAGCAUUUAAACACUGGCCUAUGCUAGAACGUAAAAAUACACAAAA